GCCUGAAUUCAAUCCGAUGUGUUUAUUUUUGUAUGCAAUCCACUUAAAAAAAACAACAACAACAACAAUGGACGAAAUUGUAUUUCUAGGGUCGGACUAUUCAGAAGGUUCGACGGCGCCGUACGAAAGCAGCGAAGACGAUGCCACGACCGACGGGGCUGGCAGCGGCACCGAAGCAGACAGACACGCCAUGGAGCACACUUAUGACAUGGCUUUGCCAGUCAAACAUUCCUACCUGGGGGAGAACCUGGAGGAGCUGCAGGGACGCACCAUGCUGGACGACGACUCGGUGCAGACGCUGCCCCUGCUGCCGCAGCCUGGGGUGGUGCUGGUGCCCGGCCAGACUCUGCCCCUGUCCGUGUUCUACCCGCCGGCCGUCAGCAUGCUGCGUCGCUCUGUGGCGACCGACCGCACCUUCGGCGUGGUCUGCGUCAGCAGGUACUCCAUUCAGAACGCGGCGAAGCUGGCAGAGGUUGGCACCACCGCCGAGAUAUACGAGUUCCAAGACGAGGACGCGGAGGCGGGCUUCCGGGUGAAGGCCAAGGGCCGCCAGAGGUUCAAGAUCCUGGAGACACGCCGUCAGUUCGACGGGAACGUGUCGGCCCGAGUGCGCGUACUGCCUGAGCGGAUCCUGCCCCACUCGCUGGCAGAGGUGAGGUUGGCGUCCCUGGACAGGUUCCGCACCACUCCGGGACAGGCGGGGUGUCGCUACAUGAAGCAGGACGCGGCGGUGACUCGCUGGCCCUUCUGGGUGCACGCCCAGUACGAGUGCUCCCGGCUGGUGCAGAGGAUGCGGCAGCAGCUCGAGUACUUGAAGCUGGGGAAGGGCAACGUGUCCAUCCCCUCGGACCCCGUGGACCUGUCCUACUGGGUGGCCCAGAACCUGCCCCUCUCGGACGAGCAGCGCAUGGGGCUGCUCAAGCUGGACUCUGCCGUCCAGAGGCUGCGGCUGGAGCUCAGCGUGCUGGAGAAGUGCCGCGUGCUGUGCUGCCGCGACUGCCAGUCCAAGGUGGCGGAGCAGAAGGACGUGUUCUCCAUGUCCGUGGAGGGGCCCCAGGGCACGUACGUCAACCCGGGGGGCUACAUCCACGAGACGGUGACGGUGCACCGCGCCAAGGGGCUGCGCACCGUGGAGGAGCAGCCGUCCACGGAGUACACUUGGUUCCCCGGGUACGCGUGGACCAUCGCGGAGUGCCGCGGCUGCCGCCGCCACAUGGGCUGGAGGUUCACGGCCACCAAGGCGCACCUGAAGCCCGCCAGGUUCUGGGGCCUGUGCCGCCGCUCCCUCUACCUGCAGUUCAAGUCGGACGGCACCGAGGAGACGCUGCCCGUCAUGUGAGCCCUCGUUUCACCCUUGUCGUCUCUUUGUGUCGUCGUCGUUUAGCGAACCGUGCGUGUACACGCAGUUUUCUUCUGUUUUGAGGGCGUGGCAGGACUGGACAUGUCGGUGGAAUCUGCGGGGGCAGAGUUGCUGGUGUUUUCGAUGUCUGUGGGAAGUUACGACAGCUCCGUCGAAACUCCCCCCAGUGAAGCGUACAUUAAAUUAAUGGCAAUAUGUUGUAAAUGUAAUGAAUUUUUUUUUUUUUUCCUUAUCACUGAUCUGUUUAUUGUUCGAUCAUCUAAACCACAUUUUAUGAACUUGUGAUUCGAUGGGUGACAGUACCGAGUAAGGCACUUCCAUUACGGAUCAGCUGCGACUGUUUACCUUAAAUUUUCUUGUGUGUUUUCACCCGAGUAGCAUUAUUGCAAAUUAUUUUUACUGAUAGUGUAUUUUUAUAAUCACAAGUUUUGUAAAUUUUUAAGUUUAACUGAUCUCUUUGUGCUGUGAAUGCUUCGGCAGUGAUUGCUCGUAAUGACAACACAGGGUAGGCAGUUAAGUACCUUCUGAAAGGAACUCAGUGUCUCUGAAACUCAACUUUUAGCUUAGAAAUGUCUGUGUGCUGGAAACAAUCAGUUGCUCAGCUUGGUAACACUGCUGCGGAACAGACGUUUCUGCUCAAAUUAAUCUUAUAAAGAGCUUUGAACUCAAGCUGUGACAAAGUAAGUUAAGACUGGGUAAAAUGGACUGACUUUAAAAAAAAUAAUUCAAGGAUAAAUCUGCGUGUUAGGCAGUAAAAUGUAGAACUUUCUUUUUAUCACAAACUUAAGUGUACAAUCUAGUGACCAUAUUUUCACAAAUUUUGCUGCUAUAGAUACCACUGUAUUUUAAUUCUGCUCAAUGCUGAUUCUUCUAAUGAUACUGAUAAGUAUGAUAAAUUGUUAACAGAAGCAGUGCACUUAACAUUUAUGUUAUUUUGGAUUUCCUCUAAUCUUUCAUUCAGUUAAUGCAGAACUAAAUAGAAUUUGGAAGAAACCAGUGGCAUGUAGAUCAAUUAAGAGCUUCUGUCAGUCCGUGAAGAUUCAACUUUGUCUUGUUAACUGUGUUUCGUGGAUUCUGUCUUCUUGUUGUUUUGUCCUGGGCAGUGGAACAUUUUAUAAUUAGUGUUUUACCUGUGCAACUAUAGAAAUUAUAAAUAGUGUGGAAAAUUAGAGUAAUAUGUACAAUGCAAAAAUCAAUGUAACAGAAUCAUUAAUUAAAUAUGUCAAGCACUAAGUGUUUGAAAAUAAUUAUGGAAACAAAAUAAUGCUGUAUUUGUCUGAAUAAUAUAUCAUACUACUUAACAUGCUAAUAGGUAGAGACCUGCAAAAUUCGCGGAUUCAUUGACCUCUAGGAUAGACUCCACAGUCCUUUAAAUACUUGCGGAAAUGAUACCUGUUCAUUGGCUACUGAUGCGUGAGACGUCUCAACUGUAAUUCGGCACUUUCUUGGUUUAGUGUUUCCCAUUGACUCACAGUUUCCCCGAUAAAAUGUGGCCCAAUCGCAGAAGCGGUACAAAGGUAUAGUUGUUUUGAUGCUAGCCUAUCGCGAAAUGAAUCCGCGAAUUUUGCAUGUCUCUACUAAUAGGUAUGGUAAAAUCUUUAUUUACAGUAAAUUUGUUUGAUGUUAAUACAGUGUUUAUGUUUUGCUUUUGAAAUAGCAGUAAACCCUAGUACUAGUGCAUCAUUCCAGCCAAUCAAAACUCUUCCGAACUAUUGUUGUUUUCUUUCGUGUGUUACUAACAUGUUGUCAGUUUAAAGAGAUGGGUGUAAGACAGACUGUUUUGUAGUUGUUAAUGUGAAAACGGCUGUCAAAAGUUGAUUUCAAAAUGUUGAGAUUUACUAUAAACUGAAAGCGCUGUACGUACAACAGGUCUUUUGUUAUACUAAGACACUAUUGUAAAAAUGUAAACAUGUUAGGCUAAAUUAAGUCAGUCUGAAUAUACACUUGCUGCUUGUACUAAUAUCAAACCUAUUUUCUGCAAACAGAUUUUAUUCUGAAUUUCUUCUCUAUUUCUAUAAGUAUUAGAAGUUUUGCGAAGUAAUUACAUACUACAAUCUGUUAUGCAUCACAUGCAAGGAAAGGGUCUAUUGGGAUUCCAGCUAAUGAAAAGUAAUAUUUGUGGACUGGACAAGUAAUUUUUUAUUUUUUUUACAUAAUUAAAUUAAAUACAGGGAGUGUUAUAUUUGAGAUCAUAUUACAUACAUAUAUUGAGAUUGAGAUCGUAUUAUAUUUCAGAUUGGCAAAAUUACUAAAUUUUCUUAAUAUGUAAUGUGUAAAUAUGGUUAGAACUGGGAUCUCUUUGUGGUGUUUUUCAAAAUUGGACGUGGUUUGUAAACAACUAUCAGAUUUAGGUAUUGAAAUGUGUACUGUUCUGUAAUGUAAAGAUACUACAUAUAUCAUCUGGUUAAAUAAUUUCGGAAAUUUUUAAAUUUAGUUUCUUCCAUUUGUAACGAAAAAAUUAUUUUUAUUAAAGAAUUGAUUUGAUUCUUACUAUGCAGGUGUUGUGAAAUUGAAUAGUACAGUACUUCGCAUAAAAAACACUUGUGUCUGUGUAGUACAUACUCGGUACAGUAGAGUCCCGCUAAUCCGGGACUGGAUGGGAUUGGACCCUGUCCGGAUCACCGAAAAUCUGGAUUAAUGGGAUAUCUACCAUAAAAAUCAGGUAACGCAUGUUUUUAGAUUGGUAAAACUAUCAAAAUUGAUGUUUUUUUUCCUUCCAUAAUUGCAACUUUUCAUACAGCUUAAUUUUAAUACUGCUGUAUUCGUGGACCUAGGAUUUUAACGUACAAAAGUAAGUUAAUCCUGAUAUUUUUUUUAUAAUUCCGUCCAGGCGAGCGGGAUCAGGUUUAGUGGGACUCCACUUCGGUUAGUGCAGCACUGGGCAGUAAUGACCAUUCAGCCUCACUUAACGCAGACAUUGCAGUGUUUAUCCAGUGCUUCAAGUAGCUGACUCGCUUACAAAAUUUCUUGUUGAGAAUUCAAAUGCUUUAUUUUUUUUUAGGUGAAAGUUUCUGAUGGUUCAAGGUUUUCUUUUUUAUAACUAAUUUUUAUUUUCCUGUUUACAUUCUUCUCUCGAAGAGAAAAAGUAAUUGACAAUCAUGCAGAGCACUAUGUUGAUGUUAAAGAGUUUGUUCUUGAACAUAUUAAUGUUCCAUGUACAUAUGCAUGUUAUGGAUUUUGAUUAUACUAUACCGUAUUUACUCGCGUAAAGGCCCCGCCCGCGUAUAAGCCCCCCUCCUUGUUUUGUAAACAUUUUUGAGAAAAAAUUUAAAAACCUGUUUUUCUGGGUUUAUCUGUGGCCAGGGCAGCUUGGCAUGCAUCAAACAACAAGCCAUGUAUUGUGACCGGCGGGAGGUGAUUUUGUAAGCGGCAGUGAUACAGAGACUGGUAUUAUAGUUUGUCCGUUCUCAGUGUUCUCAGUAGGACCGUCGUGAGGCUUGACAGACGUAAGCAGUUAGUCCUAUCUCAAACGACAUAAAGAUAAAGAAAGCUGGACUCGCACUAGGCUGUGUUGAUGUGGAGUGUUGUCGGAGAAGAAGAGAGGAAGUGAAGGAGGAAGGGAAGUGGGUCAAGGAUUCUAACACUCCUUCGUCUGGUUGGCUGGCUAGCUGGCAGGAGGGAGGUUAAGCCACGCCUCUGCCUCUCUCCCCUCCUGCCAAAGCGCUGCCUCUGCCUCUCCCCCCUGCGGAGUCGUUGCCUCUCUCUCCCUAUGCCGCGUCGCUGCCUCCCCCGCCUUCCUCAUUCGAACAAAGACGCACGACUUGAAAAGAAAAAUCUAUUUUUUCCUCCAAAUUCGCGUAUAGGCCCCCUCCCCUUUUUUGGAGUCGAAAAUUUGGGAAAAAAGGGGGGCCUUUACGCUAGUAAAUACGGUAUAUAUUUUAUGUAAAAGCUAGCAUUCCCACUACAUGUGACGUCGCUGGGGGUGAUCUUGUCGGUGGUGGUUGAAGUCCCUGCUGCUCAGAUGGGUGAUAGAGGGGUAGAGGCCUGGGGGAUCAAGCCUAGCGCAGGUGUGUCACUGUCCCGGAGAGUACCGCAGGUUCACAUCGUGCAACGAGAAGACGAAACUGAGAAGUUUCCUCGCAGUGGUUGCGUCCCGUGUCGGCCGAGGCGUCCGUCCGCGAGCGCGCGCCUCGAGACUCACCGCAACACUCACUAUGCUGCUCCCGCGGCAGCUGCGCGACUUGUGAUCUGUCGUCUUUGGCGAUCCGCACGAUACUGAUGAUACGACAGUCCCGCUUGCAAGAUUAUCUCUGCCCACACUCCCCUCUUCCUGGUGCGUCGUGCCCGCGUUCCCACGGCUCUUUCCUUUCGUUCAAUUUUCCCCCUCUUUAUCAACACUCUUCCACACACGUGCACAUCGGGGCAAAGAGGUGGCAAUGUGCAACAACUGUCCAAGCGAUUGGGAGGAGCACUUGGGGCGACGUCACGUGUUAUCACUCGUGAUGGCUUGGAUGUAUUACGUUUGAGGUCAGUACAGCAUAGUUUAUGUAAUGUUGUUUUGCCUGUCUCCGCAACCACCACUCUUCUUGUCGACAAGGGACAAGGAAGCCGGGCAGAACUAGCAAUUUAAUGAAGAGUGGGGAGGGUGUGAGUGUACAAAUUAAAACUUGUGUUCACAGCAGUACUUCUAUAAUCUUUUAAUGGGUCAUUAUUUUUCAAGUGAUAAUUAUUUCAUUGUCGUUGUGCAAACUUGCAAGUUAAGUUUUGGAAUCCAUGUUUUACUGUGACAAAAAUCUUGGUUCUUGAUCAAAAAUAGUUACAAUAACAAAAUAUGAAUCUGGAAAUAGUGAACGUACAUUAAUCUGAGCAAGAGCACCACUAUUAAGUGUUAAGAUACGACCACUACACAGUCCCUGCUGCAGGGAGAGGCACGUUUCGCACUGCGAUGAACGCACUAACGCAGCAAGCAUUGCCACUACCGUACAAAUAAAACAGGAACACUUUCGAUCCUUUUAAUGUUUUCUCAUAACAAAACGGUUAACUGUGGCAAGUGUCUGCCAUUGAUACCCUAGUAGGGAACCAACUGGUUGAUUUAGCUCACAAUGCUGUUUUUAAACUACAAAAACCAACACUGCAUCACAGUUUAAAUUGUAAUUUAAGGUUAGGGGGAAGUUCCAAUUCUACUUAAAACAUUUUUUUUGACUGAAUUGAAAAAAAAAUUAAUGUUGUACUGUAUUGAAACGUUUUUUUUUUUUUUAAUAUUUAUUAUUAUUACAAUUUGUGACACUGAGGACUCUGUGGCUUUCGUAACACAGCACAUGUUCUUGUGUGUCAGUGGGCAGAAGUAACCUGCUUGCUACUUUCAAAUAUUGUUGAAUGUUUUCCACAAUUGUUUCUUUUCAAGUGCACGUGUAUGUGAUGAAUCAUUAUGUUCCACAGCUCGAUGGAUUAUUUUCUUAGCCGCGGCAUUGCUAUCAGAAGAAUACUACUGUUACCUAUCUGUAAACACUAGCACAAAUAUAGGCUACCGGAUUGCAACAGUAUGUUAAUUCAGACGACUGUUUUUGUUCUGGAAAAAAAAAUGUUUAAUGUACCCAUUCUUGAAGUAACAUUGUAGUUUGCAAUCCUAGGUAUGUUUGAACGUAGAAGGUUGGCUUGAGGUGGUUGUAUUACGAUCAUAUUAGAUGUUGAACCAGCUCUGCCAACAAACGAGGACAAAGUGCCUUGAAAAUAGGCAUGUGUGAGUUGUGCCCUCGUUCACAGGGCGUACAUGAUGAGUUGAGUUGUUUUGAUAUGUUGUUCUUAUUAGUGGCCACCAAUGCAGAUAAUGAUUACAGUUAAUGUUAAACAACCAUUAAUAAUAGCUAAAUAUUUUUGUUGUUUUCUUUAUACUUAACCUUGUUUACAACAGGUGGAAGAAAAAAAAAAGUAGAUUUCUAUUGUUUCCAUAUCCAAGUUUAUCAUUUGCAGGAAGAGACAGUGUGUAAUACUUGAAGAAGAAUCUGUUUGUUUCUUGUGCUGCUGUAGUUGUGUAAACUUGCAACUAAACAUUAAAUGCAUAAAUGCUUAAA
This is a messenger RNA of Bacillus rossius redtenbacheri, 7371 nucleotides long. RefSeq names its product protein cereblon (gene ohgt). Bases 17 to 1339 code for a protein of 440 amino acids. NCBI's taxonomy places the organism in Eukaryota, Metazoa, Arthropoda, Insecta, Phasmatodea, Bacillidae. Gene Ontology annotation, cellular component: Cul4A-RING E3 ubiquitin ligase complex. The transcript has 9 exons. Gene Ontology annotation, biological process: protein ubiquitination. The record is from RefSeq and is a predicted model, not a curated record.